Guillardia theta CCMP2712 is the source of this 1119-nucleotide messenger RNA. RefSeq lists its product as hypothetical. Bases 1 to 1119 code for a protein of 372 amino acids. The record is from RefSeq and is a predicted model, not a curated record. Gene Ontology annotation, cellular component: cytoplasm. NCBI's taxonomy places the organism in Eukaryota, Cryptophyceae, Pyrenomonadales, Geminigeraceae. The transcript is spliced from 12 exons. Gene Ontology annotation, molecular function: ATP hydrolysis activity; ATP binding; GTP binding.
AUGGAUAAUAUACACGGCAGGCCUGGCUCAAACUUGAAGGCUGGCCUCGUUGGGCUCCCCAAUGUGGGGAAGUCGUCGUUCUUCAAUGUCCUGUGCUCGAUGGAGGUCCCAGCGGAGAACUAUCCGUUCUGUACGAUAGAUCCUUCAGUCAGCAGGGUUGAGAUACCCGACGAGAGGUUCGACUGGUUGUGUGAGCAUUUCAAGCCGCAAUCCCGCGUCAGACAGUUCUUGCAGAUAACGGACAUUGCUGGGCUUGUGAAGGGAGCGGCGGAGGGGCAAGGGUUGGGAAACGCUUUCUUGUCGCACAUUCAGGCUGUCGAUUGCAUAUUCCAUGUUGUCAGAGCUUUCGAUGACACGGAGAUUGCGCAUGUGGAAGACAGUGUAGACCCUGUUCGUGACCUGGACAUCAUCUCCAAGGAGCUGAUCCAGAAGGACUGUGAGUGGUGCGAUCGGAGGCUGGACACUGCUCAGAAGAAGGCAAAGUUGGUGAAGGGAGAACAAAAAGAGCUGCAGAUGCUCAUGAAAGUAAAAGAGCAUCUUUCUCAAGGAAAGAACAUCCGAGACGGCGACUGGUCUCCAGCAGAAGUCGAGCUGCUCAACACGAUGCAGCUCUUGACCGCGAAGAGAAGCAUCGUGCUGAUCAAUCUGAGCGAGCAAGACUACGUAAAGAAGAAGAACAAAUGGAUCCCCAAGAUCAAGACGUGGGUGGAUGAGCAUGCGCCUUCCGAUACGAUCAUCCCUGUCAGUUGCGUGCUGGAGAAGAAACUUGUGUCAAUGGAUGAGGCGGAGAGGAAGACUUUCUGUGAGAGCAACAGCGUGCAGAGUUGUCUUACCAAGGUGAUCCAUGCGGGGAAGGCAGCGCUCAACAUGCAAUGUUUCUUCACUGCGGGAGCAGACGAAGUGAAGGCCUGGGGGAUUCAGGUCGGGACGAAAGCUCCUCAAGCGGCCGGUUGCAUUCACAGCGACUUUGAGAGAGGCUUCAUCAUGGCGGAGACGAUGGCGUUCGAAGAUCUCAAAAGUGCGGGAAGUGUGAACAACGUGAAGACGGCAGGGAAGUACAAAAUGAACGGCAAAGAUUAUGUGGUACAGGAUGGCGACAUCAUCAAUUUCAAGGUUUGA